CCGCCUCUUUUUUCCGCCCUGCGCCGGAAGUGGAGGGGCGGGGCGAGGGUGAGGCGUCGUAGUCAUAGCAACGGCGGCUGCGCGGCCCUGCGGCCAUUCUGCUGCGCUCUUCCUCCACGGCUGCAAUGGGUUCUGCGCUUUCUCUGUCUGCUGACAGCGCUGCCUCCAGGCGGAGGAGGAAGGCUGACGAGGAUGAUGAUGGUGAUGAUGAUUUACUCGACAGCCGAGACCGCAAUGAGGACAUUGCCAAAUUUCCAUACGUUGAAUUCACGGGUCAGGACAGCAUCACCUGCCCCACUUGCCAAGGCACUGGCUGCAUUCCCACAGAGCAGGUAAAUGAGUUGGUGGCUUUGAUACCCUACAGCGACCAGAGGCUCCGUCCACAGAGGACGAAGCUCUAUGUCCUCCUGUCGGUGCUGCUCUGCCUUCUGAUCUCAGGGCUGGUCGUUUUCUUCCUCUUUCCACACUCUGUCCUGGUGGAUGAUGGCGGCAUUAAGGUGGUUCAGGUCUGGUUCGACAGGAAGAACUCUGUUGUCCUCCUUGCCAUCACGGCCACUUUGCAGAUCAGGAACUCCAACUUCUACUCAGUGACAGUGGACAGUCUGACCAGUCAGGUGCAGUACAUGAACACCGUGGUGGGCAGCCAGCAGAUCACCAACAUCUCCAGCAUCCAGCCACUAAGUGACAAGCUGGUGAAUUUCACGGUGAAGGCGGAGAUGGGAGGACCUUUCUCCUAUGUGUAUUUCUUCUGCACGUUUCCCAAGGUGAAGGUGCAUAAUAUUGUCAUCUUCAUGAGGACGUCGGUGAAGCUCUCCUACAUGGGCCGCAGGACGCAGAGCUCGGUGGAAACGUAUCACUACAUCGACUGCAGCACCAACUCCACGGCUGACCCGGCCCCCUCUGGGCACAGCAUGGCUCUGAGCAGAGCCUGAGCAAAGCCUGAGCUUGCUGCUGUGUUCUGGGGGUGGUGAUGAUGCAGAUGCAUUUCCCUGGUGAAAUAUGAAACGUGUAGCUUAGAAAAGGAACUUUGCGAUGGAAGCAGAAGGACCGCAAGUGGCUUUAGGAGAGACUUGAAGGCUCUGGGUCCCUUUUGCGCUUUGCCGCCUGCAGCUGGGCUGCGUUGCUGGCCUGUCCCUGAUCUUGAUGUUCACUUACAAGCCUCCAGGUCCCUUCCAAAGUGAGAGGCCUGACUUUUUCUUGGGCUCUUUAACUGUUUUUUUGUGUAGGAGAGCUGAGGACUCGAGCUCUGUGCUUUGGGGUCUGAGGAUCUCAAGGCCUUAGAUUUGAGUUUUGAAGUUUAGCACUGUCUGCUCCUUUCAGGGCAGGCUAACUAGUUCUGUGUGAUGUAUCCCAAUCUGGCUUGGUGGCAGCCUGUCGCUGGCAUCUUUCAGAGCAGAACUUGAUAAAAAGGGAUAAUUCUCUGCCAGGGACGCACAGAUGAGGUGUUCAGGCUUUCACCUGUGUAAUUUGCACUAGUAGGAGGAAAGGGAAUUGAAACCACCGCAAUGUUUUCUCCUUUGCUGGCAGCUGAGGCUGCCUCCAGCGACCCGAUACCAAAACACCGGUCUUAAUGAGGGCAGCCUCAUUAAGCAGGGUGCUGUUGGCGUGGGGAAGGGUCCCUGUGGCUUUGACCCCCUGAUCUACGCUGAAGCUGCUUCUUGGGCAUUCAGCAGCUGUGAGUUCCCUGGUGUCGAACCCGGGGAAGGUGCAGCUCAGUGCUGCUUUGUGUUUGCGGACCUGAACUGAUUGUGUUGAAGAUGGGGCAGUUUUGUGUUUCAAAGGCUCACCUCUCCGGAGCCGAUCGUUCCCAAAGGAUGGCAAAGCAAACAAAGCUGCAGUUGAGCCUGCUGCAGUUGAGCCUGCUGCAGUUGAGCCUGCUGCAGUUGAGCCUGCUGCAGUUGAGCCUGCUGCAGUUGAGCCUGCUGCAGUUGAGCCUGCUGCAGUUGAGCCUGCUGCAGUUGAGCCUGCUGCAGUUGAGCCUGCUGCAGUUGAGCCUGCUGCAGUUGAGCCUGCUGUGUUUGCAGCUUGGAGAACUUUGUUCUGCUUUUUCCCUUUUUGCUUUUUGUGGAACCAGGUCACUGCAGCCUCCCGUGUUUCCUCUGCACCCACCCUGUGCUGUUCUCCAUCCACCUCUAUGUGGAAACAAAGCGGCCAAAGCCUGCAGGGGAAAUGGCUCCGGUGCUUUGUCAAUGAAGGAGGCUUUCUUUUGUGCAAGCGUGAAAUAAAAAUGCCCUUUGUUUUUUAAGAGGUGGAGUGUCUUCCCAGCAGAGCUGCUAGAGCUGAAGCCCGCUUCUUAAAGCGGGGCUGUGCGAUGAGCGAUGCCUUUACAUGGAAACCGAGGAAACGCUGUGUCUGCGUCCUGUGGAAAGCAACCUUUUGUCCCAGUUCGGUGACUGGCAUCGUGUCACCUUUUUCCUGCUGCUGAUUCGGGGCAGUGAGGGCUGAAAUCCUCGCCUCACCUCCGUUGCCACGCAGGCUGCAGGGUUUGGGUUCGUGGACCUCGGCUCUGCUGUCCCUGCACCGUCCCCAUCACGAGCUCCUCACGCCGUGCUGAUAAACCUGAUAAACCCCCAGCAGCUUCUAACUGUGCUGAGUUGAGGUUGCUGUAGGGAAGCUGCAGGGCUCACAUGCUCUGCCCUUUCUCGUCCUGCUGGCUGAGCUUCCUGCAGCCCUCACAGCGUGGUGGGGCUCUGUGUCCCCUCAUGGGUGGCAGCAGGAGGUGGCAGAGCUUCCUGCUGACCCCCAGCCCUUUGCUGCGGUGCUUUGGCUGCAGGUAACAGAUGCUCUUCUGCUCCCUGGGGGCCAGAUCCUAAAAGCAGAGCAGCUUUUACCUGGUGACGGCGAGCUCAGAGCCUGCGGGAUCCCCCAUGCUGCUGCUUAUCCGAGCAGGGAAACAGCUUGUAGGACACGGAGAGCCCUGGUAAUUGGGGGUGCCCUCUGGGUCAUGUGGCACUCGGCCUUAUAAAGGGCGUUUAUUUUGGAAAAUCCUCCUUAAUCCUCCAAUCCUUUCUAAUGAAUUUCUUCUGCCAACGUUUCUUGCAGCUCCCAGCCCUGGAAAGCUGCUUCAGGUGCUUGGGCUGCAGCAUUGCCAGCUGCCAGCGCUUAAAACUGAGACCAGGGCCCCAAAGUAACAUUUCUUUAAAGGGGUUUUUAAUCCUUUCAAGUCAUAAUUUCUCUUAAUGAAGGACUGCUGUCAGCCGGUGCAAAAAGUAACAGCAGUGCUGUGGUGAAACCUGCGGGCCAGCAGCUCUCAUGGGGUCGCUGGGCUAAUUUUCUUGCAGAUAGUUAAAAACAAUUAAACUUCUGGGGCUUUCCCUCUAAUUAGCAAGCUGCUUAAGAGCAGCAUUUACAUAUGUCUUGUUUUAAUAAAGCCUAAAGGCAGGGCUGCUUUACCACAAGGGCUCCACGUUGCGCCCCGUGGCCGUGAGCUCUUCUGCUUUCAGUUGUGCAGAAUCCAUCCCUAAAUUAUGUGUGCACAAAAUGGGACUGGAGCAGGGAAGGCAGAGGGAUUUGCUUUUCUUUGAGGGAUUUUAGUUGUGGUUUCACCCCCUUCCCGUAUCUCUAAUAGUUGCUCUCUAUGGCUGCCUGAAGGGAGGUUGUAGGGAGCUGGGGGUCAGCCUCUGCUCUCGUGUCAUCAGUGAUGGGAGCAGAGAGAAUGGUUUCAAGCUACAGCAGGGGGGAUUCAGGCUGGACAUGAGGAAGUAUUACUGUUCAGAAAGGUGGUCAGCACUGCAAUGGAUGCACAGGGAGGUGGGGGAGGCACCGAGCCUGGGGGUGUUGAAGGAAAGGCUGGAUGUUGUGUUGAGGGACGGGGUUCAGUGGGAGCUGUUGGGAAUGGGGGAACGGUUGGACUGGAUGAGCUUGGAGGUCUUUUCCAACCUUGGUGAUUCUGUGAUUCUAAGCUGUAAGGCUGAGAUCUGAACCCAAACCUUUAAAGGGGGGGCGACUGGAUGGCAAACAAACACAAAACGACCCGCACGGCGGCUUUACUUUCCACCAAAAGUUUUUUUUUUGUUUUUUUUUGUUUGUUUUUAUAUCAACUGAUGUUAAAAAAUACAGACUUGUUUUACAAGAAUAGCACCAUUUCUGUCGUAUGAUACAUUAGCACUCCUGCUGUGAUACACGGGGAGGGGAGGGGAUUCCGCGAUACCUGCGUUUUGCC
Molecule: messenger RNA, 4162 nt
Organism: Lagopus muta (rock ptarmigan)
Lineage: Eukaryota; Metazoa; Chordata; Aves; Galliformes; Phasianidae
Gene: TMEM106C
Product: transmembrane protein 106C
Exons: 8
Coding region: 126-932 (268 amino acids)
Source: RefSeq, a predicted model, not a curated record